UGAGGCACUGAGAGGCUGAGAGCGAGCCGGCCAGUGAGUCAGAGCCGUGCCGCCGAGCGAUGCCCGUCUCCCCGCCGCACGCCGCUUCCCGGAGCGCUGGGCAGCGGCAUGAAGGGGCCAGCUGAGGAUUUCUAGGGGGAAGAGGCGGGGAGCGAUGAAAGGCGUCGCUGCGAAGAGCCGCGGGGUGACGCCGGGGCAGGUACUGAGCCUCUGCCUCCUGCUCGCCGCUUCCUCCGGGGCUUCCGCCGCCAUUCGCUAUGCCAUCCCCGAGGAGGCGCGGAGAGGAUCGGCCGUGGGCAACGUGGCAGCCGACCUGGCGCUGGACCCGGCGCGGCUGUCGGGGCGGCGGCCGCGGGUUGUGUCCGGCGGCAGCAAGAAGUACUUCGCGGUGGAUGCGGCGAGCGGUUCGCUGCUGGUGAGCGAGCGGAUAGACCGCGAGGAGCUGUGCGGAGCGCUCUCCCCGUGCACCCUCAGCUUUGAGAUCGUGCUGGAGAAACCUCUGGAGCUGUACAGCGGCGCCGUGGAGAUCCAGGACAUCAAUGACAACGACCCGGUUUUUCCCAGCAGCCAGGCGAGGCUGGAAAUCAGCGAGUCGGUGGCGGCCGGGACGCGCUUCCCGCUAGAGAGCGCGCAAGAUCCCGAUGUGGGAAUUAACUCUUUGCAGACCUAUCAGCUCAGCGCCAACCCGCACUUCGUGCUGGACGUACAGACGAGGGUGGACGGAAGCAAGUACGCCGAACUGGUGUUAGAGAAGGAACUGGACAGGGAGGAGCAACGGGAGCUGCACUUGGUCUUGACGGCGCUGGAUGGAGGCAGCCCGCCACGGUCAGCCCACGUGCAGAUCCACAUUGACGUGGUGGACUCCAACGACAACGCUCCAGUCUUCAACCAGUCCACCUAUAAGGCGAGCGUGAGGGAGAACACGCCCAGUGGCACCCUGGUCACCAAGGUGAGCGCCUAUGACCUGGAUGAUGGGCCCAAUGGAGACAUCAUCUACUCCUUCAGCAGCCACACGCCAGCCAAGGUACGAGAGCUCUUCACUCUGGACUCGGAUACUGGGGAGCUGAGGGUCAAGGGCCAGCUGGACUACGAGGAAACAAAGCUGUAUGAGAUUUACUUACAGGCUAAAGAUAAGGGUGCCGUUCCUGGCGUUGCCAACUGCAAAGUGCUGGUGGAAGUCGUGGAUGUGAAUGAUAAUGCUCCAGAGGUGACGGUGACUUCGGUGUACAGCCCUGUGCCUGAGGAUGCAGCCCCGGGGACAGUCGUAGCUCUGCUGAGUGUAACAGACUUGGACUCUCGAGACAACGGUCUGGUGAACUGUUUUAUUCCCCCUGGGAUCCCAUUCACGCUCAGUUCCUCCCUCAAAAAUUACUACACAUUGAAAACUAAAGCAGCUCUGGACCGGGAAGAGGCAUCAGAGUACAACAUCACUGUCACAGCCAGGGACUCAGGUUCGCCGCCCUUGUCUGCAGUAAAACAAAUCCUGGUACAGGUGUCAGACGUCAACGACAAUGCACCCAAGUCUUCACAGGACUCCUAUGAUGUGUACGUGCCAGAGAACAACGUGCCAGGCAUCUCCAUUCUUAACGUGAGCGCCACAGACCCAGACCUGGGGCGCAACGGCCAUCUCUCCUAUUCCCUCCUGCAGGGGGACACCGCCGUGGGUCACCUCUUCUCCAUCAACCGCGAGAGUGGUGCCCUCCAUCUGCUGACCUCCCUGGACCAUGAGGACCAGAUGGAGUUCAGCAUGAUGGUGCAGGUCCACGACGGCGGCACUCCGCCUCUUGCCACCAACCUGUCGGUCAAUGUGUUUGUCACUGACCUCAAUGACAAUGCCCCCACUGUGCUGUACCCCCUCCCUAACUCCACAUCCUCCUACACCGACGUGGUGGCACCGGGCACUCCUGUGGGCCACGUGGUCACCAAGGUGGUGGCGGUGGAUGCGGAUGCAGGAUACAACGCCUGGAUCUCCUACACCCUGCUGCAGGCCACCGAUCCCACUCUCUUCUCAGUUGGGCUGCACAGUGGGGAGAUCAUCACAGCCCGUCAGCUCCGGGAGGACGAGGCUCCCCAGCACACCUUGGUCAUCCUGCUGAAGGACCACGGGGAGCCCGCGCUGUCAGCCAGUGCCACCGUCUCCAUCUCUGUGGCCGAGAGGGUCAAGGAAGCACUCACCGACCUCACCGAUGUGACACCCCCGCAUGACUCCAGGAGGCAUAUGACUUUCUAUCUCAUCUUGGCCGUCAUUUUGGUCUCGGCCGCUUUCUUCAUCACCAUAGUGUCAGUGGGCAUCUUCAAGUGCUACAAGUGGAGGCAGUCAAAGGAGCUGUUCAACAGCUCCAGGAGCACCCUGUACAGGACACCAGGGCCCUUCCACCACGUUGAUGCUGUGCGGGGUGGUUUCACACCACCCAACUUCUACCAUCAGGUCUAUCUCACCACAGACUCCCGGCAGAGUGAUCUCCUGUGUAAAAAACCCAUCACUUCCAGUCCUCUGGGGAGCCGCCAGAACACCAUGAGGAAUGGUGAGCCAGGACUGUACCACCAGAUGGUGGGCACCGCCAGCCGGCUCCCCACGCCCGCUGAGCAAGCUCAGCCUAACCCGGACUGGCGCUUCUCUCAGACCCAGAGACCUGGAACAAGUGGCUCCCAGAAUGGAGAGGAAGGUGGAGCCUGGCCCAACAACCAGUUUGACACGGAGAUGCUUCAAGCCAUGAUCCUGGCCUCGGCAAAUGGUCAGUCUCUACUGCAUGCAGGGAAACUACAGCACAGGGAAACCGUGGCCGUCUCAGCUGUGUGCCAUAGAUAAGAUGCUCGUGUGGUACUGGUGUGUGUGGUACACUGGAGAGGCUUCAGAAG
Molecule: messenger RNA, 2859 nt
Organism: Centrocercus urophasianus (Greater sage-grouse)
Lineage: Eukaryota; Metazoa; Chordata; Aves; Galliformes; Phasianidae
Product: protocadherin gamma-C3-like
Exons: 3
Coding region: 155-2809 (884 amino acids)
Biological process (GO): homophilic cell-cell adhesion
Cellular component (GO): plasma membrane
Molecular function (GO): calcium ion binding
Source: RefSeq, a predicted model, not a curated record